This is a messenger RNA of Odocoileus virginianus texanus, 933 nucleotides long. NCBI's taxonomy places the organism in Eukaryota, Metazoa, Chordata, Mammalia, Artiodactyla, Cervidae. The record is from RefSeq and is a predicted model, not a curated record.
AUGGCUCCUGGAAAUGACUCUUUUGUGACUGAAUUCAUUCUGUUGGGAUUAACAGACCAACCGUAUCUCCAACUCCCCCUGUUUCUCCUGUUUCUAGUAAUGUAUGUGGUCACUGUGAUGGGGAAUUUGGGGUUGAUAAUUCUAAUUGGGAUAAAUCCACACCUACACACCCCCAUGUACUUUUUCCUCUUUAACUUGUCCUUCAUAGAUCUCUGUUAUUCUUCUGUGUUUACACCCAAAAUGAUGAUUAAUUUCACAUCAAAGAAGAAUAUUAUUUCUUACUUGGGGUGCAUGACUCAGCUUUAUUUUUUCGUUUUUUUUUGUAUUUCUGAAAUCUAUGUGCUAACAUCAAUGGCUUAUGAUCGCUAUGUGGCCAUCUGCAACCCACUUUUGUAUAAUGUUGUUAUGUCUCCUAAAGUGUGUUCCAGCCUUAUUCUUGGUUCCUACUUGGUGGCAUUUUCUUGUGCCAUGGCUCACACUGGAUGCAUGCUGAGACUGACAUUCUGUGAUGCAAACACCAUCAACCAUUAUUUCUGUGACAUUCUCCCUCUGUUCCAGCUCUCCUGCACAAGUACCUAUGUCAAUGAGCUAGAACUUUUCAUUGUGGCAGGUAUUAAUAUCAUUGUACCCAAUCUUACCAUCAUUGUCUCUUAUGGCCUCAUCCUCACCAACAUCUUCCGCAUACGCUCCACAGAGGGCAGGUCCAAAGCCUUCAAUACCUGCAGUUCCCACAUUAUUGCUGUUUCUCUGUUCUUUGGAUCAUGCAUAUUUAUGUAUCUCAAACCAUCUUCUGCUGGGUCUAUGAAUGAGAGAAAGAUCUCUUCUCUCUUUUAUACCAAUGUGGUUGCCGUGAUGAAUCCUUUAAUCUACAGCUUGAGAAAUAAAGAUGUGAAAACUGCUCUGAGAAAAACUCUGAGUAGAAGACAAAUUUAA